This is a messenger RNA of Anneissia japonica, 3825 nucleotides long. RefSeq lists its product as uncharacterized. The coding region runs from base 1 to 1248 and encodes 415 amino acids. Gene Ontology annotation, molecular function: protein binding. The transcript is spliced from 8 exons. The record is from RefSeq and is a predicted model, not a curated record. Lineage: Eukaryota; Metazoa; Echinodermata; Crinoidea; Comatulida; Comatulidae.
AUGGCGUGUGAUAUAAGCAAUAGUGCACACUUUAAAGGAAUAUCAAUACCUAGUCAAGGAAAAUAUGAGGAAGUGCGUAUUGCACAACUUGCAGAUGACACUGUACUGUUUGUUGGAAAUGAAAAGAGUAUUGAGAAUGGUCUAAAUAUUGUUGAUUUAAUUGGUGUACUAACAGAUGGAGAAUGGACAUGGUGGUCAGCCUGGUCAAUUUGUUCGGCCAGUUGCCUUGGUGGAGUACAGGCUAGAGAGCGUUCAUGUACAAAUCCUAGGCCACGCUUUGGAGGGAAAGACUGUCCAGCUUCAGAUCCUUAUACACAGUGGCAGAAAUGCAAUACUGGGCCCUGUGCUGUGCAUGGUGGCUGGGGAAGCUGGACAUCUUGGUUUGCAUGUACCGUCACCUGUGGAGGUGGGAAGCAAACAAAGACACGAAUAUGUAAUCAACCCCUACCCCAAUAUGGUGGCCGAUACUGUACAGGAAAAGGCACUGUGGCUACCAAAUGCAAUACCCAGUGGUGUCCGUUGUUUGGUGCUCCAGAGGUGAUGACCUAUGAGCCUACAGAUGCUACAAUUACUGUCACAUGGUCUGUCCCUAUAGAGUAUGAGCCACCCAUCCUCUACUAUCAGAUACAUUACAGGCAGAAGCCAUUAGUCGAUUCAAGCCAAAUACACAAGGACAUCUUGUACCCAAAAGAAAUUGGUUACCCUUACAAUAUUUAUAAUCUGAGUAAUUUUCAAAUGAUGCCGACCAAAGAUGGUGAUGCCACAAGCCUGGUUGUAACUUUACUCAGAGCAUUUACCUACUACCACAUCUGUAUGACAUCGAAGUACACAUAUGAAGCAAAGACAAGUGGACACUCAAAAGUGGUAUCAGUCAGGACAAAGAAACAUGCUUAUCCUGCUCCUCCUGUACCUGUUACCAUUAAACUGGCAGACUACAAGAUUGAGCGUGAAUACAAAGUGCUUAUUCGCUGGACAACGAGCACGCUUCCAGAGUACAGUGCCCCCACUGGUUACCAAGUUUUUAUAAAAGAAGUUACAGCAAAUUUGUUUGAUCCAUGGGUACUCUUGGUAGAUGUUCCAAAGGAAAUAACAGGGUAUUUGUUAAGAGACAGCAAAGAGUUUAUGGUUAGAAAAAAGAUGUACAAUGUCAAAGUAGUUGCCAUGAACCUUCAGGGAAGCAGUGAACCUGCAUAUUCAGAUGAAAUUAUAGACUAUCAAAUUGCAGAAGGGAGUGUAAUGACACUAUAAUAUCAAACAGGAGAGUCAUCCUAAGUAAAUUUGUAUAUUCUGUACUAAAGAAUAUGAGUAGACACUAGAAACAAAUUUACAUGGGACAAAUACUGCAGUGUAACAUUUCGAUUCGUGUGUAUCUAGUGUCAUAGUUUGUAGAAUAGAAAUAGGCAGCAUAAUUAUAAAUACUAUUGAAUUACUUGUGUUUAACUGUUUAAGUACACACUUUGGUUUCUAAAGUGGUGCUGGUUUCCAUUCAACAUUAAUUCGAAAUUGUUUUUUUUUUUUAAUUAUCAAUUGGCACAGGCCGUGAAAACACAUGUUAUAAAAGUCUUGCUUUUAAAAAAGAUGUACUGUAUUUUAAUAUCAUUCGUAAUAAGUAUUAGUAUCAUUAAUAAUAAUAAUAUGUCGGUCUUAGAUAGCGCUUCAUGCCUAAUGCCUCUAAGCGCUGCACAUUAUUACCCAGGUCAUUGGAAACACGUAUUUUCUUUCAUGGUGGUGAGUGUGCACAGAGAUAAGAACAAGAACAUACUCAGCUCCCUGGGGAAAAUUCCAUAUUAUUAGUAAUCAGCGCAGUUGUGUUCGAACCUAUCAUUAACAGAAUGUAUUCUCAAAAAGUAUGAUAUUCUUGUCUCGGUGCACACUCACCACAAUUAAAUAACAGGAAAUGUCAACAGAAUAUUUCUAUUUCAAGCCAAACACUCAGGGUCAAAGGCUGAGGCAAGCUUGCCUGUGCAGUACUUGUAUUUUGUUGUCAAGUGCAAAACUGGAAUUUUCAUUUGCAUGAAAAAAAAAAGUAAUCAUUUUUUGUAAGGUUGCAAAACCUCAAAGUUCUGUCCACAAAAUAAGUGAUUUGUCACAAUUAUAUGCCUGUGAUUUGACAUUAUCACACCCCUUUUCCUGGAUAGUAUUCUCUGAUAAUAGCACCUUCAGAAAAAAGGGAAAAAAACAACAAUGCUGGUUCUUAGCAAAAGAAGCGGCGUGGAGCAGCGGGAAUGGUUUGGUUUCCCAACCUCAAUAUCGGGGUUUCAUCCCUCGUGCAUUUCGCUUGUCUCCCUGAGCAAGGCACUUUAUCUCUCUCCACUCAGGAGUCUAAAUGGGUACCUGGUGGCGCUGCCUGCUCCUGCGCUGAUUACCAGCAAUGGACCAGGAAAAGAAUUGCUAUGGAAGGCAAUCGCCGCCAAAAAUACAGUUACAAACGAACAACCUACUCGCAAAAACGUACAACCCCUUCACCUUCUAACAAAUGAACUACCGGUACCUAUUUAAGGCGCAAAUAUAUAGUAUUCUGAUUCUCCUUGUCCUUCCUACCUGCCGCACACCCUAUUUCAUUUUGCCUGCAUAACAGUAACACAGCCCCGAAAUUGUUAUCCAUCGGUGUUUAAGGACAACAUUUCUUAAAAUAACGAGCUUCUCAUAUUGAGAGGCAAGUAUUAUAGAGGGGGCUAUGUUCAAGAAGAAAAUUACAUUCAGUCUUAAGAUGUGAGAUUCUUUUCUGAGAGUGCUGUGCGCAUCCAUUUCUGAGACUACGUUGUUCGUUUCUGUGAGUGUCUUUUAUUGUCUGUUUUUGCUAAUACUUUGUACGUUUCUGUGAAAGUCUAACGUUUUCCUUUACAGAGUGGGCGUUGUAGGUUUCUGCGAGUAGGUUGUUCGUUUCUGCGAGUAGGUAGUUCAUUUCUGAGAGCAGGUUGUACGUUUCUGCGAGUAGAUUGUACGUUUUGCGAGUAGGUUGUUCGUUUGUAACUGUAUUUUUGGCGGCGAUUGCCUUCCAUAAAUUGCCUUUACUGUAUAAGAAGGGAAGGGCGCAUUAUAAAUUCCCGUCAUGGCCAAUCAAUUUUAAAAAAAGAACAAGGAAUGUAGCCACUUUCAAUACAUAUGAAUACAGCCUUGAAACUUAAAAUGUUAAAUAAAAUUAUUCCUCUACACAAAACAAUUAUUUCAAUAUUAUCUUUAAUUUCAUAACAUUUUGUUUUCUUAAACUUGACAUCUUGACAUCCUAUCUUUGAGAACAUGAUGAACGUAAAAUGUCACAUCUACAUUUAAUCUAAGCUGUAAAAAAUAAAAUCCCAGAAAUAUACAGGUACGAGGUAAACAAUCGUUAAUAUAUAAACAACGAGAAAGGUAAAAUUAUAUCACUUUACAUCAUAGGAGGGUUCAUUUCUUAAUUCUAAAGAGUUGUAUAUAUAAUAUACUUUAAUCAUUAUAUUUCAUGCACCACAUCAGUUUUCCUACCAUCUAUGACAUCCUAUGGCUCAAAGCUUAAAAAUCUAUAUCUGUGAUCCAUCAUCAUCAUCAUCCUGAUAAUGAUGAUGAUGAUGAUAAUAAUGAAGGUGACGAUGAUCAUAAUGACGGUGAAGAUGAUAAGGGUGGUGAUGAUGAUGAUAGUGGUAAAGGUGGUGAUGAUGGUGUUGGUAGUGGUGAUGGUGAUGGCAAUUAAGUUGUCUCCCUUUAAGUGUCUUCGGUAUGCUAUUUGUAUAUUACUUUAUUUUUUUUAAUCCAUUAAUGUGGUGUUAUUACAAUGCAUUCCAUUAAAAUUCGUUAUUGCACUAUUCUAUUGCUAUUAUUCAAUAAAAUAUAUGCAUUAAUAAUACAAUA